Messenger RNA from Blumeria graminis f. sp. triticale, 1818 nucleotides. The record is from the annotation of a GenBank genome assembly. Lineage: Eukaryota; Fungi; Ascomycota; Leotiomycetes; Helotiales; Erysiphaceae.
AUGGAGCCUAGCAGUCGAAAUACUCAGCUACCCAGUUUCUCAAGCGCAUUUGGAUCUCUCGUCCCACCGGAACAGAACCAUUCUAUGAACAAGCAGUCAGAUAGUUUCUUUAUACCAUCAUACUUGAAAGGUUCAAUCUAUGCUCAGAAGCUCGGUGAGGCUCGAAAUAAAAAAAAUUCGGCCCAGAAUGACUGCCAUUCAGCGCCAACAUCGCAGUCCAGUUCUCGCUCAACCAACAAGAAUUCCGCCAAUGCGCAGACGAAAUUGGCGCCCUCACAUCGUGGCAUGACUUAUGACUUGAUUGAAAAGAUACCUUGUUCGGAAAAUGAACGAGUUCCACCCUUGCCAUCAGGAUGGUCCAGUGACGACAAACAACCUGCACUUGAAGUGUUAUCUGAUGGUUUCGAGUUAAAGCUGAGCGGACAAAAGUCGGACCGGGAGCGAGAACAUGAAUCUUGUGCCGCUCGAGCAGACUAUCCUAUGCCAUCACAAGGAGGAAUAUAUUAUUUCGAAGUGACCAUUUUAGCCAGAAAAAAAGAAGAGAGCUCUCUCGGAAUUGGAUUCUCUAGCAAGAAAGUUCCUCUGACAAGGUUACCAGGAUGGGAACCUGAAUCUUGGGCAUAUCACGGAGACGAUGGAAACUCAUAUAGCUCCCAAAUAACGGGAAGGACAUACGGGCCGCCAUUUGGCGCAAGUGAUACCAUAGGAUGUGGUAUUAAUUUCAGAGCUAGCACUGCCUUUUUCACGAAAAAUGGAGUUGACCUAGGCGUUGCUUUUCGAGAAGUUAAGGGUAAACUGUAUCCUUCUGUGGGUAUGAAGAAACCAGGAGAACACAUCCGCGUGAACUUUGGGCAAAGCCCGUUCAUCUUUGAUAUUGAUGGCAUGAUGAAAUGCGAAAGAUGUUUAAUUGAGAAUGAAGUCAAGCUUGCAAGCACUUCAAAUCUAUCACCCCCGCUACGCGAAACGGAGUUGAUACAGGCACUGGUGCUUCAAUUCCUCGUACACGAUGGAUAUGUGGAAACGGCUCGGGCAUUUGCGACAGAGAUUGAGACAGAGAAAAGAGCAUUAAAUCUAGAUCCGGCAACUGUCAUACCAGGCUUUUGCAUUAAAGAUGAUGAAGAUGCUACUCAUCGUCAACGUAGGAUAGGGAUUAGAAAUGCAGUGUUAGAUGGUGAUAUCGACACUGCUCUAAAGUACACCAAUCUCCAUUUUCCACAAGUCCUAAAGGACAAUGAGCAAGUGUAUUUUCGUCUUCGAUGUCGAAGGUUCAUUGAAAUGAUUCGUCAUGCAUCUGAAGUGCAGAAUCAGCAGCCCACAAAUGGUGCAUCAAAAAAAAGUGAUAAGUCAAUCGACCAGAGAGAAGAUAUUAAUCAUGUCAUGAUAAUGGAUGAAAAUCAAAACCACACCAGAGGAAAGGACCAGCCAGAGGUGGAACAAACUUUGAUCAGUAAUGCGGAACACACAAGGUUACUACAAGAAGCUAUCCACUACGGUACAGAACUAUCGGCCGAAUUCAAAGAUGACUCGCGGAGAAAGGUGAAAAAAGCAUUAGAAGAUGCGUUUGCGCUAAUUGCAUAUCAAGAACCUUCGAGUGCCGAAGGAGUAGCCCACCUGCUCGAUCCGAGUGGACGUAUAGCAGUGGCGGAGGAAUUGAACUCGGCCAUUCUACAAUCUCUUGGAAAGUCAUCAUCAGCUGCUCUCGAGACCCUGUUCCAGCAAACAUCAGUCCUUCUUGAUGAUCUUCGUGAGCAAGGAGGUUCAGCUGCUGCUUUUCUCAAUAUCAAUGAUUAUUCAAAGCCCAAGAUGUCUAUAAGCUAG